Molecule: messenger RNA, 2120 nt
Organism: Euleptes europaea (tarantolino)
Lineage: Eukaryota; Metazoa; Chordata; Lepidosauria; Squamata; Sphaerodactylidae
Gene: TRAF3IP2
Product: TRAF3 interacting protein 2
Exons: 9
Coding region: 35-1705 (556 amino acids)
Biological process (GO): humoral immune response; positive regulation of canonical NF-kappaB signal transduction
Source: RefSeq, a predicted model, not a curated record
UACAGACUUUCCAGGAUUUCUUCAGAAUAUUGAAAUGGCCUCUUCCACAGGAAAUAUGAUAGGUCGAAGCAUACCAGUUGAAGUUGAUGAAACUGGAACUUGGUCCCCAUUUCCAGAACACUCUUUGGAAGAGGCACUGGAAUCUUCUGGUGAAAAUAGAGAGAACUUGGUACCCAGAGAAUCUUGCCCAUGGCAAGUAUCUUCUCAUUCAGUGUCUGGGCAGACACAUUUUUACAGGUUCCCUAACCAUGUAGAUUGUCACAAUAUUGUGCUAGAAGAGUGUGACUAUAAUCUCCAGAAACAGUGCCAGGAUUCUGGGAGGGGGAUGCCCCCUGACCCAUCCAGUGAAUCGGCAACCUCAUUGGCCUCCUCAUCAGAAAUUCAAAUUUUAUCUAUAGACAAAACAAACAAGCUGCUAAGGUCUCAACUGUUAUCUGAGUCUCCUGAUGCUGGACACAAUUCUAGUAGUGUGCACAGAGGUUCAUCUGACAUUUGUCAGAAUUCAUUUGGUGAAAGUCAAGAGACAACAAAAUCAAGUCAGACCCAGGAUAAUAGACCACCACUAGAUCUAACAACAGAAGAUGCAGGAUAUGACUCUGAGCCUCUGGAUGUAAUGGGCAUCAAACAGCUAGAACCUCCAUUGCCACUUACGUCUGUGUUUAAUCUGCAAGACUUUCCAAGACCACUGAUGUCCACACAGUUUCCACAGGCGGGACAUCAGCCAUAUCCUGUGCUCCCACCAAUGCCUCAUCCUAAUGCUUCCCCACAAGCUCAGUGGCAUUCUAGAUGCAUUCCGGGCGACAUAUGCUGCCAGAAUCCAUAUGGACAAACGCCCUACCAACAUUUUGCACGUCACCCUCAACUACAGCAUCCUAUUCCUGGUCCUUGCAUGAGAGGUGUCCAUCCUGCUCGUCAAAUAAUCCCAAAUUAUUCCAGUCCUUAUUCUCCCAAAUGCAAUGAAGAAAGACUUCCCCAGAGAGAAAUAUCUUCUCCAGAAGGUCACAGACCACAUGGCCAAUUACAGAAUCAGCUACUUGAUGGAAGAGCAUUAUCCAACACGCACGGUGCCUAUGAAGAUAUCAAUAGGUAUCUGCCUGAUUGCAUGGCUCGGGUUAAUAACCCUCCAUACCCAGGCAUUAUCCCAAGACCUCCAAGUAAUUCUGCAGUCAGGGGAACACUGAGGACAAGUAACUUGCCAGAAGAGCUGCGUAAAGUGUUUAUAACUUAUUCUGUGGACACAGCUGCGGACAUCAUGAAAUUUGUGAACUUUCUGUUUGUAAAUGGAUUUCAGACUGCAAUUGAUAUAUUUGAAGACACGGUUCGAGGUAUUGACAUUAUUAAAUGGAUGGAACGAUACCUAAGUGAUAAGACAGUGAUGAUAAUCAUAGCCAUCAGUCCAAAAUACAAACAGGAUGUCGAAGGGGCUGAAUCCCAGCUGGACAAGGAUGAACAUGGCUUACAUACGAAGUACAUCCACAGGAUGAUGCAGAUUGAGUUUAUACAACAAGGAAGCAUGAAUUUUCGAUUCAUUCCUGUGCUUUUUCCAAAUGCAAAAAAGGAACAUGUACCAACAUGGCUUCAGAACACUCACAUCUACAACUGGCCCCAAAAUAAAAAGAACAUUCUGCUGCGGUUACUUAGAGAAGAGGAAUACGUUGCUCCUCCGAUAGGACCUUUGCCGACACUCCAGGUUGUGCCAUUAUGAACGUACAUUAAAGUACACAUGAAGCAAUUGUUGUAUGGCUCUAACGGCUGGCAGCCAGGAUUUUCCUGGCUUUCCCUUCUGAGUGAUGAAAAGCAUGUGCUCUCUUUCUCUCUCUCCCUCCUACCCCUGCUCAUAGAAUUGUCUUGGGUAAUGCAAACCCAUGUGUUUUCCCUUAUCCUGAAUGUUUCCUUCUGUGACUGAUCAGGCAUGCUACUUCUCCCUCUAUGUUUAAACAAACUACAAAUGGAAAGAAUGUCCAGUCAUUUCUCUUCUGUUUCUAACAACCUGCUUUCCAAGUCUGCAGCAGAACAAGCAAAUACUGUAAAUGAUGUUGCAAUAAGCAAAAAAACUGUACUUUGUUGUUUGCUUUGGGUUUCUUUUGUUGUCAGCCAGAUGUUCUUGCAUUGUACAAUGA